UCCCAUGGUAAGAAAAUAUUUCUUGCCAUAUAGGACUAAAAAAAAAAUUCCUUUUUGGCUUUUACUCUAGGAGGUGGAGUGCACAGUGUCCUCACCAAUACUCCUUUGGUAAAUGCCACAGUAGGUUUCUUGUAGUGGUGUCUUAAAAUGAUCUUUUUAGAGGGGAUGUAUCAUAAUGUGUAGCCAAACUCCUUGAACCUUAUUCUUGAGUGGGGGAUGGCAAAUUAUUAUCCAUGGGCCAAAUCCCAUUCUCCAACUGUUUUUAUAAACAAAGCUUUAUUGGAGCACAGCCAUGCUGUUUGUUUACAUGUUGUCUAUAGCUUUUUUCUAACUACAGUGGCAGAGAUGAGUAGUUACAACAGAAACCAUAUGGCCUGGAAUGCCAAAAAUAUAAACUUAACUGAAAAAAUUUGUUGACCUCUGCUUUCGAGGAACAAACUAAUUACAGAUGCUUCCUAUUGUCCAGCUUUAUCCACAGGGGUUAGUAUCAUUCAAGGAUGUGGCUGUGGAUUUCACCCAGGAGGAGUGGCAGCAACUUGACCCUGCUCAGAGGACCCUGUACAGGGAUGUGAUGCUGGAGAACUACAGCCACCUGGUCUCAAUGGGGUAUCCAGUUUCCAAACCAGAUGUCAUCUCCAAGUUGGAACAAGGGGAAGAGCCAUGGAUCAUAAAGAGAGACAUAUCAAAUUGGAUCUAUCCAGAUGAAUAUCAGGCAGAUGGGAGACAAGACAGGAAGAGUAACCUUCACAACUCCCAGUCAUGUAUUUUGGGGACAGUUUCCUUCCAUCAUAAGAUACUGAAGGGAGUCACAAAGGAUGGUUCAUUGUGCUCCAUUUUAAAAGUCUGUCAAGGUGAUGGUCAGCUGCAGAGAAUUCUAGAGAAUCAAGACAAACUCUUCAGGCAGGUCACAUUUGUUAACAGUAAAACAGUGACUGAGGCAUCAGGGCAUAAAUAUAAUCCAUUGGGGAAAAUAUUUCAAGAGUGCAUAGAAACAGGUACAUCAAUACAGAGAUUCCAUAAAUAUGAUGCUUUGAAAAAGAACUUAAAACCAAAUAUUGACCUACCGAGUUGUUAUAAGAGCAAUUCAAGAAAAAAAAUUGAUCAGAGUUUUGGAGGUGGAAAAUCAUCUAGCCAGAGUGAGCCCAAUUCUAAUCUUGAGAAGAUUCACAAUGGAGUAAUACCUUUUGAUGAUAAUCAGUAUGGAACUGUUUUUAGAAAUACACAAUCCCUUAUUCAGUAUCAGAAUGUAGAAACUAAAGAGAAAACCUGUGUAUGUGUUACAUGUGGAAAAGCCUUUGCUAAGAAGUCACAGCUCAUUGUACAUCAAAGAAUUCAUACUGGAAAGAAACCAUAUGAUUGUGGUGCAUGCGGAAAAGCCUUCAGUGAGAAGUUUCAUCUUGUUGUACAUCAGAGAACUCAUACUGGGGAGAAACCUUAUGAUUGUUCUGAAUGUGGAAAAGCCUUCUCUCAGAAAUCAUCCCUUAUUAUACAUCAGAGAGUUCACACUGGGGAAAAACCCUAUGAAUGUAGUGAAUGCGGGAAAGCCUUCUCCCAGAAAUCACCCCUCAUUAUACAUCAGAGAAUACAUACUGGGGAAAAACCCUAUGAAUGUAGAGAGUGUGGGAAGGCCUUUUCCCAGAAGUCACAGCUGAUUAUACACCAUAGAGCUCAUACUGGAGAGAAACCAUAUGAGUGUACCGAAUGUGGGAAAGCCUUCUGUGAGAAGUCCCACCUCAUUAUACAUAAAAGAAUUCACACUGGUGAGAAACCCUACAAAUGUGCUGAAUGUGAGGAAGCCUUCAGCAGGAAGACGGAACUCAUUACACAUCAGUUAGUUCAUACUGGGGAAAAACCUUAUGAAUGUACUGAAUGUGGGAAGACAUUCUCCCGCAAGUCACAGCUCAUCAUACAUCAGAGAACACAUACUGGAGAAAAACCCUAUAAAUGUAGUGAAUGUGGCAAAGCCUUCUGCCAGAAGUCACAUCUCAUUGGACAUCAGAGAAUUCACACAGGAGAAAAACCUUAUAUAUGUACUGAAUGUGGGAAAGCCUUCUCUCAGAAGUCUCACCUUCCAGGACACCAGCGAAUUCAUACAGGAGAGAAACCUUACAUAUGUGCUGAAUGUGGAAAGGCCUUUUCUCAGAAGUCAGACCUUGUUUUACAUCAGAGGAUUCAUACUGGGGAAAGACCCUAUCAAUGUGCUAUAUGUGGGAAGGCCUUUAUCCAGAAGUCACAACUAACUGUACACCAGAGAAUUCAUACAGUGGUAAAAUCAUAAUGAACUGGCCACAGAAAAGCCUUAGAAUUAGCUCAAGCCUUAAUAAUUACUAGAAACCCAAUUAAUUUGAUAAGCUUGGGGACAAUAUCCCAAUAGAUAAAAAUUUUUAAGGGAAUCUGUUUCUAGUUUGGUGAUGCCUAACUUUUCCAGCAAAGAUGAUGGAAAAUAGUUAUAUAAAUGAAGAACAUUUUUAAUAUGGCAUGUAAAGAUUUUAAAGUUACGAACUCAGUGAUCAGUGCAGCAAGUUAAGCAUACAGAAUAUUGUCAAGUUGCAUAUUCCUUAUACUGCAUAAUGAUAACAGCCAUUGUGAAACUGCUAAUAUUAACUUGGCAUAAUUAUGGCCAUAAAGUAAUUUUCUAUAAAAGACAUGGAAGAAAACGAGUAAACAACAAAAUAAAACCUAUAUGCCAUUUUAAGAAGGGGCUUGAGCAUGACCCCUAAAGCUACAUGUAAAGGUCUUGUACAAAAAAUUGAACGAUAGGUUGAUCAGAUUCAGUAAAGUUGAUCUGUGUGCAUUUUCCCAUCUCAAGCAUAUAAGUUGACCUGCAUCUCUGGAAGGACCUUGAGAUUGAUGCAUUUUGGGCAGGUGUCCCUUUUAUUCUUCCCAACUGGGAACUUGGAGCUGAAAAACAUUGGCACUGAGGCCAGAUGGUCUUGGGUUUAAUCCUGGCUCAGUGACUCACAGAUUGUGUGACUUGAGGCAAACAUACUUCCCCUGAGUAUUUUUUAUCCGUAAGUACAAAUACAAUGCAGAGCUCAUUUUCAGUUAAUAUUAGUACUUUUUAAAUCUUUACUCUCUAUCUUGAAGCAUUAGAUGCUAAGACUAAUGUGUAGAAACCACAUCUGAACUUGCUUUUCCCUCUGGACACUGCUUUUGAUUGUCCAUCCCUAUAAGUGGCUCAUUUUACUGUCUUCUGAUCCUGGUGGCCUUAUUUUUUGCUAUGUUAAGGUUAUGUUUUUUAAUACUUGCAUUUAUUUUCAUAUACUUAUAUAAACCAUGGUGAUUGCACAUAAAGA
This is a messenger RNA of Cercocebus atys (sooty mangabey), 3296 nucleotides long. RefSeq names its product zinc finger protein 300 (gene ZNF300). The transcript is spliced from 4 exons. The coding region runs from base 449 to 2278 and encodes 609 amino acids. Gene Ontology annotation, molecular function: RNA polymerase II cis-regulatory region sequence-specific DNA binding; DNA-binding transcription factor activity. Gene Ontology annotation, biological process: regulation of transcription by RNA polymerase II. NCBI's taxonomy places the organism in Eukaryota, Metazoa, Chordata, Mammalia, Primates, Cercopithecidae. The record is from RefSeq and is a predicted model, not a curated record.